Fusarium pseudograminearum CS3096 is the source of this 2445-nucleotide messenger RNA. RefSeq lists its product as uncharacterized. The transcript is spliced from 6 exons. The record is from RefSeq and is a predicted model, not a curated record. Lineage: Eukaryota; Fungi; Ascomycota; Sordariomycetes; Hypocreales; Nectriaceae. Bases 1 to 2445 code for a protein of 814 amino acids.
AUGUCGCCUGUUCAAGUUCUAACCCGUCUCGCCCAAGAGUCACAAGAAAGACAAGAAGGGCUGGAACCAAAACCCAGAGCCUGUCUCUCAAGCAAAGGGUCUCGCCCAGCCUCCCCUAGUGCCCAAGUGUCAUCAGUCACCGCCAAAGCACAAGCCCAACCUCAAGGCCAGAACCCAGCCCGGCAAGGCAGAGAAGACAUUGUAGGGCACGCGCAACAACUUCCGGAAGCCCCAGGCGUGCCAACCACAUCUGGCUUCGGCAACAAGGCAGUCAAACGGUCCACCAAAAUAGGUCGCCACUCGGUGCAGGGAUGUUGGCAGCACGGAACAGACAAGGACCAGGCUAGUGAGGAUCAGGAUCAGAAUCAGGGCACCCACGCACCAGACCAGCGGCAGCUGCAGAUCCCGCAUUUUGGUGUUGGGUUCGGUCAAGGAGAGAGACAAGCUUCCGUCACGGAUAGUCCCAGACAAGAAUCAGUCGACUCAUUCACAGCCCAAGAGCGCGAGGAGGAAAACCCAUCGUCAAUAGACGAAAGAUUAGCACAGUCCUCGCCUGGCCUCGAACGUCCGGGUCAUCCCAGCUUGUACUAUCUUGGCUUGCCGCAAAAUCAGAACCAUCUCCACCACGAGCAUCACCGCGCCCAACAAUAUCAGGGUUUUACAGGUGACGACCCAUCAAUAUCAACUCACCAGCAACCUCAACCUCUCAGCUUUGGCCAGCAUCAGCAUCAGCAUCAGCAUCACCAACCUCCUGCAUGUUCCUCGCCACCACUGCAUUUUUCUUUCCCCUUUCCUUCACCACCAGCAUCAGCACCACCACCGACAUCUGUCUUCGGACUGGCUCCUCCUCCACCUCCUCCUGCAACUCCACCAAGGCCACCAUCGAGGCGACGCUUCCAACCAACGACGUCUCGCCGUCAGCAGAAUUUGUCCCACUGCCGUUCCAAUUCAAACCUGGGCUCAAGCUCAAGUAACGGUGCCAGUGCCAACCGACGUCUGCUGGCCUCACGUUCUCCUGCAAGUCACUCUGCCAGUGGGAAAACCCCUCGUCAGCGCCUAGCACCACUGCCUCCGCAGCCAAUAGAUUCUACAGCCCCACAGGAUACGCCCACCGCCCACCACCGCCAUUCGCCUUUUCUUCCUUCUCAUCCUCACCCUCCUGCUUCUUCUCUUUCUGCCCGUUCUACCCUCUCAGCUCUCUCCACGUCGUCUCCCUCUUCCCCCAUACUCGGGUCUAUCUCCUCUUCUCCCGCUCUUCCUUCGACCUUCUCUCCCCUCUCUUCUUCUUCUUCCUCAUCUUACCAGACUUGUUCAUCGGCCAUAUACUCCCCACACAUCAAUAUGUCGAGAUCAUCCCGAAACCCUGCCCCAGCCGCUGCCGGUACUGGACGUCAAAACGAAUACUUUGUUCCUCGAGAUGGCAUCGACCGUGAAGUCAUCUCUGCCGAUAUUUGCCGUUACUUGGGCAACGACGCUCUCGUCCGUCCCGGCCACUACGAGAACCCCCAGACAGGCCAAGCCGUGCAAGGCUACUACAUCACGGCCUACAGGAAUCUAACAACUGCCAUGAUUGAGGACCUGAAAGCAGACUCUGCACGAUGGGACAGUGAAAGGCGUGCGCAGACCUCACGCAACACCUCCGGAGGUACUAUUGCCUCGAGAAACGUUGGCGUACCGCCGAGACACUCAUCUAACUCACCUGUAGUGCAAUACCGCUACUCGGAGACGCAUCAGUCGCGUCAGCAUCAUGGUCCUACCGAGGGCCCUUACGCCACCGAUCCUUACGCUCGUGACUCCGGCUUUGACGGAGGACCCAGAUAUCCCGGAACAGGUGCUCCCGGUUACACUGGUGCUGCCGGUUCAUAUAGCCAAUCUUAUGGCGGCUCAAGUAGUGGGUUUGCCGGUUAUGCCCAAGCCCAGCAAUCCCCUCCCCCAGCGGAUGCCAGAUUCAGCUCCACUCCUGCAGCUGCCGUCAUGAACACACCUUACACGGCUGGCCAAAGCCCUUACGUGGACGUUGGAACAAACCAAAGGCCCAGAGGAUACGAUGCUUAUGCUAACCAGGCUGCCGCCGCCGCCGCCGCCGCCGCCGCCGCUCAACAGCAGGCUUAUGCCACUUCUGCACCUUCGCAACCCGGUUAUCCGGCCACUGCUGCUUACCAAUACUCAGGUCAGGCUCCUCCUACGGGCUACACAAUGCAGCCCCAGGACCCCUUUUAUGGUCGUGGUGCGUACAGUGGAGGGCCCGAUGGGCAAGUUUUGGCGCCUCCAGCAACCGACGUAGUGACCGAGAGAGCGACAGGCACAGCUCCGACCGUCACCACCGCUCCAACCGCCGGUAAAAGUGGGAGCCUUGCCUGGAUUGACGACCUCAUCGACUUCGCACUUUAUUGCCACGCGGAUGAGACCAUGCUGCAUACGUUUUAUACUGGGACACGGCGCUGA